Messenger RNA from Paramecium pentaurelia, 608 nucleotides. The record is from the annotation of a GenBank genome assembly. NCBI's taxonomy places the organism in Eukaryota, Ciliophora, Oligohymenophorea, Peniculida, Parameciidae.
AUGCAACAUACAAACAUCUUUAUUUAGAGCUCUCAGUAUAUUCCUGAACAAUCAGAACCAAUUAAAUUUUUAGAUUUUUCUAGAGAGCCAUAUUUGGAUCAAUCAAAUAUUGAUACUUAUAGAAAGUAAGAAAAGCUUGGAAGAUUUAAUUAGAUUUAUAAAAGUUAUUACUAUAUAAUAUAAUUUAGAUAGAGAAUCCAUAUAGAUUAAGUUGGGCUAAUGCAAUAUUACAUAAACACUAUAAUGUUGAUAUUCUUGAAAAAGGAAGUAAAAUUAUAAUAAAAAAAUUACCUGAAACAGAAGGUACCUCUUAAACUCUUUUCAAUCAUUUACCAGUAAUAUAGAAAUCAUAAAAAAGAGAAAAAGAUCAAAUAUUUUCUAGUAUUUCUCAAUAUGCUAAAAAUAAUUUGGAUAAAUUCUUUAAAUAAAAAAGAAAAUAUCAUUUAUCUACAUCUACAGAAAAUAAUAGUUAUAAUAUGCACAAUUCAUCCUGUAAGUAAACAGAAAUGAAUGAUGCAUUCUCAUUAAUUUAAGUAAAAAGUUAAGAUAGGUUGAUGCCAAUUUUUGAUGUAAAUUUUAAAAAUAAUCUAUUAAAAUACAAUUUAUGA